UUUUUUCAUGUAAGAGAAAUCAAAAUGAGGUUGCAAAUACUUUUGUGUGCUUCUUGUUUAAUAUUUUCGUGUUGGUUGAUCUCUACAGCAACAAGUUACAAUUUAGUAUGUUAUUUCGCCAGUUGGGCUAUUUACAGGAACUUCAGUGGAAAAUUUGACAUCAGUGACAUUGAUCCUCACCUAUGUACUCAUGUUUGUUUUGCAUUCAUUGAGUUAUAUGAGGAUGGAUCCCUUUACGUGGUGGAUCCAUGGGCAUCUAACGAUGAAGAUGAUGGUGGACAUUACCAUCAAUUCAGGAGUCUCGCAGAAUUGAAAAAAUCUAACCCAGACCUCAAACUUUUGCUCAGCUUAGGAGGUUGGAAUGAAGGCUCCAAAAAUUUCUCAAUAGUCUCAGCAGAUCCUGUUCGGAGGAUUAAGUUGAUAAAUGAAAUCUUACCACUAAUUGAAAAAUAUAAUUUCGAUGGUUUAGAUGUAGACUGGGAAUACCCCACGUUGAGAGAUUAUGCGCAACCGGAAGAUAAGGAUAACUUUGUCGCCCUACUAAAAGACUUCAGUGAUGUUUUGAAACCAAAGAAACUCCUGCUGACUGCUGCAGUAGCUGGCGCUGUUGAUAAAAUUGAAUCUGCUUACGACGUAGAAAAAAUUAUGCAGUAUUUGGACAUGAUAAACCUUAUGACAUAUGAUUAUCACGGUGCCUUUGAUAACUUUGUAGGACAUAUUUCACCAUUACAUGCUUCUCCUUUGGAUUAUGAGCAUGGAAGAAAUGCUACAUAUACCGUUUCUACAGGUUUGGAAUAUUGGAUCUACAAAAACGCAGAUAUAAGUAAAAUUAACAUGGGAGUGCCUACGUACGCAAGAACUUUCACAUUAGAAGAUCCGAACAACCAUGAUCUAUACGCACCCGUUACCGGACCUGGUGAGAGAGGAUUGUAUACAGGUCUUUUAGGUUGCUUGGGAUAUCAUGAGGUUUGUGAAUUUUACUCUGGUUCUGAUUCGGUUAUGUACUGGGAUGAUGAUCAAAAAGUUCCACAUAGAGUAAUAGGUGAUCAAUGGAUAGGUUAUGACGACGAAAAAUCCAUCGAAAUGAAAGUAGAUUUCGCUAUGGCCCAUGGAGUAGCUGGUAUUAUGGUUUGGACAAUGGAUACCGACGAUUUUAAUGGAUUGUGCGGCAACAAAUACCCGUUAAUCAACACUGUUAAGAAUCGCUUAACUUUGCACGAAAAUAAGAAAAAACAAAAGAAGAUUUCUUAAAUAAGACUGGUUGUUAAAAUAAAAUUAGUUUUGAUUAAAUUAUUGAAUUAAAA
Messenger RNA from Diorhabda carinulata, 1304 nucleotides. RefSeq names its product chitinase-3-like protein 1. The transcript has 7 exons. Gene Ontology annotation, cellular component: extracellular region. Lineage: Eukaryota; Metazoa; Arthropoda; Insecta; Coleoptera; Chrysomelidae. Gene Ontology annotation, molecular function: chitin binding; chitinase activity. The record is from RefSeq and is a predicted model, not a curated record. Gene Ontology annotation, biological process: carbohydrate metabolic process; chitin catabolic process. The coding region runs from base 25 to 1251 and encodes 408 amino acids.